AUGCAUAUUGUCGGCUACUCGUCCAUAUACGACAAUGCAGCGCAGGCAAAACCCUCUCCGGCGGGACUGACUGUUAUUGGCGUCUUUUUCAAAAUGACGAAUGAGCCGGCUGAAUCAAGCCUUUCGAAAAUGGGCAACCUCUUAUCUGCAAUCGGCAGUCUCACUAACGCUAGAUCGACAGCUAACGUGAGCUACUUCGAUCCCAAGGUCCUUUUGCCUGAAAACAAAGAGUUCUUCCGUUAUCAGGGUUCUCUUACCACACCACCAUGCACAGAGAAUGUUCAGUGGACGAUGUUGAGACAUGCUCUGCAUGUGACCGAGGCAGAUCUGAAGAAGUUGCGAUCUCUGCGUUUUGGUGACAGCGAUGGCGGUAAACCGAUGCAGGAUAACUUUCGCCCAGUGCAGCCGCUGACUGCCGAACAGGCUCCCCAACCGCGGGUGUUGUAUAAGUCCUGGUCUUCGGCCUCAACUCAUCUUGCAGCUGGACUCUGCAUGAUCAUACUAGGUAUCACCUUCAGCUCACUUUCAAACUGA
This is a messenger RNA of Dibothriocephalus latus, 534 nucleotides long. The record is from the annotation of a GenBank genome assembly. NCBI's taxonomy places the organism in Eukaryota, Metazoa, Platyhelminthes, Cestoda, Diphyllobothriidea, Diphyllobothriidae.